GAAGAGGCUAACACUUUUUUUUUGUGUGUCUAUCGGUUCCUACAAUUCGCGACGGCAAAGUAUUCCUCCCUGUUUAGCCAAGUUCCUUCCAUCUCGAGAUUUCCGCGUCCGAAAAUAGACCGCGGCCCGCGGAGAAAGCAGUGCAAUAUCCGCUCAAGAGUGUAACCUGCGACGCAUCCAGGGCAGAUUUCUGAUUUCUGCUUUCUGUCUGAUGUAGUGUAUCUAAACAUCGAGAAAAGGUCACACCAAUACACGACCAGCGCCAGGCAGAGUCAAUCCGAGAAGAAGGAAUAUUACAAAUAGUAAUAAUUCCUUUCCAUGUCUGAUGGUCAGCGCCAGACUGGCGUUUGAAAGUGCAGUCGUCGUAAAUAUUUUCGGAUAUUUCCUCAGCCCUCGCUCGCUGAGGAGUGUGAUUUGAAUUAAUUUUGUGGGUGAAAAACGUGAGGCGCCGAGUAGUGUAGUGCGCGUACAAGAGGUUGAUGUUUUGUGUGUUUUGAUCUAUCGUCGUGACGAAAACGAUGACAAUGGUGUCCAAGUGCUGCAACUGGCUGUGUUGCAUAUAGGGGUCAGUCCCGUGCUAAGGAAGAUCAUAAUUUUACGGAUGCAUCGCGCUAUGCUGCUGUUGUGCGGUUGAAGAUCAGCUCAUAAUAGUUGCAUUGGAUGUCCCAGUAAUACAGAUAGACGGUCAGACAGACAGAGGGAGAGAGCAGCUGUGAGUAAUAACUAUUCCCAGGGGAAGUGCGACGUGCCAGAUUUGAAUCUAAAUCGCAGGAUAUGAUCCAGGCGGAGGGGAAGUGAAGCCGUGCCAAGAGAUUUGUACGUUCCGAGUAGUGAGAGAUACGCCAGGCAAGCCAACAAACAAGAAUGCGUACUAUUCUAUUCAUAGCAGCGAGUCUCGCAAUAUUUACGGUUGGAUUGGAAGCAUCGCUCAGCCGGAGCAAUACGGAAACCGGCACCGGGCUGGUCUGUGAAACGUACGAGUGCAAAGAUGGUGACUGCACGGUCGGUACCGAGGUUUGCGACGAGGGCGAGUCCGAGAAACCGAUGGGAUGUUUCGUCGUGUGGAGUACCAACAAUGUGACAAACGAAGUCAAAGUAACGAUGAAGGGUUGCUUCAGCAAUCCAAACGAGUGCAAUGGGACGGAAUGCAUCGACACGUCACUGGGGACCAAGAACAACCUGAACUACUGCUGCUGUCGGGCCAACAUGUGCAACCGAGAGCAUCGAUGGGUUCCGAAUGUGACGAAUCCGCCGGAAACGGUCAAUCCGGUGCCAAAGGAAACCAGCAAUCUGUUUCUGGUGGCAUCGGCCGUAACGGGAAUGCUGGCUCUGCUCAGUUCGAUUGUGGCGUUUGUGCUGCGCCGUCGGAAGCAGUCCAUGUUCAACGAGAUACCGACGAUUGAGCCGGAAAUCACCAGUUCUUCACCAAACAUUGCCCUGAGACCGAUUCAGUUGGUCGAUCUAAAGGCUCGGGGACGGUUCGGUGUAGUGUGGAAGGCCAAGCUGAUGUCCCAAGAGGUUGCGGUCAAGAUUUUCCCCAUGCAAGAGAAGCAAUCGUGGCUCACGGAGCAGGAGAUAUUCAAGCUACCUCGUAUGAACCACCCGAACAUCCUUCAGUUCAUCGGUUGCGAGAAGCGCGUUGAACUGAACAACACGGACUUUUGGUUAAUCACGGCCUAUUGCAGUCACGGGUCGCUGUGUGACUAUCUGAAGUCGCAUACCGUUACGUGGCAGGAGCUGUGUCGCAUCGCCGAGACCAUGUCCCGAGGCUUGAUGCAUCUGCAUGAGGAAAUUCAGAGCAGCAAAACGGAAGGACUGAAGCCGUCGAUUGCCCAUCGCGAUUUCAAGAGCAAGAACGUGCUACUGAAGGACGAUCUGACGGCGUGCAUUGCUGAUUUUGGACUGGCACUGAUCUUCACACCAGGUAAACCAUGCGGAGACACUCACGGUCAGGUCGGAACUCGCCGCUACAUGGCACCGGAAAUUCUGGAAGGGGCUAUCAACUUCACCCGGGACGCGUUUCUGCGGAUCGACGUGUAUGCGUGCGGUUUGGCCCUGUGGGAGCUGGUUUCGCGUUGCACGGUACACGGUGGCAUAGUGGAUGAGUAUCGACUACCGUUCGAGGCCGAACUUGGCUCCCAUCCGACGUUGGAGGAGAUGCAGGAAAAUGUUGUCACGAAGAAGCUUCGACCGCGGAUCUACGAUCACUGGAGGAAUCAUAAUGGUCUCAACGCGCUGUGCGACACGAUGGAGGAAUGCUGGGACCACGACGCCGAGGCACGCCUCUCGUCGUCCUGCGUAAUGGAACGGGUAUCGCAGCACAGCCGGUACCAGGUCAUCACACCGCUGCUGAUCGAAACCAACACUACAAAUGACCUGCCACCGAAGGUUGCUUCGGAAAGCGUAUAAACACGUAGAGUACCAAAACGAUUCAUCAAACAACAUUAAAAGCAACAACAACAACAACAAAAACAGAGAUUUAACUACCACUCCCUCGUUUCUACCCCUGAAAAUCCCUUCCCAUAUUGUGGCGCUUCGCUGUCACAUGUCUUCUUUUCUUUCUUUUUGUUUUUCGUCAUAUGCAAGCAUAUGCGACCAGAAGGGAUCGUCCAAUUUUACUUUAAUUUCAACUCUAGAUAUUUAAGAGCAAAACAAAUAUCACGUAGCAAGUAGGUAAGGAACCCCCCGUUUCGGACUUACGGAUUCAUCAGACGAACCGAACGAACUUGAUGUUCAGGGAUUUUACAAAACUAAAAUAACAAUCGAUGGUAGUGUUCUAUAAGGCAAGCAAUAUAUAGUGGAAAGAGUGCAGCUUUAGCGUGAAUUAAACAACAUGUCUAGGAAUGUCAUGAGAGGCCUUUUCCGGUUGCAAGCGACCGGUAAAAAAAAUUACGGAAAAUAAACCUGGUUUGACUGAUGAUCUAUGUUUGGACUGGGCUGGAGAGCCGCGGCGGCCAUCCUGAGGAUGGCUUUGCGAGAGAAUCAAAAUAAAUGAAAAUUAAUUAAGCUACCUAACUGUUUAUCGGAAACAACGGAAAACAAGUCUCAGUGAGUUAACCCUGGUGGUGCCCAAUGCCAAGGGGUUAUAGUUUUAUAUAAUUUCAUCUUUUAUGUCGUAGAAUUUGUAUUCAUUCGUUUGAUGAAUAUAGGGUAUAUCUUCAAUCGUCGUUGAACGCUCCCAUACUCCAAGGGAGGAGAAAUCACUGUGUAAGGUAACAGCUCCAUUGCGGCGGUGAGUCGUCGCGGAAAAAUAAGAUAUAUUUUUAUAACAAUUUUCCUCCAAUAUUGUACUUGUAUGCCAUGUUUAGUUCAAUAAAGGUUAAUCUAAUUAGAGUUAGU
Ochlerotatus camptorhynchus is the source of this 3339-nucleotide messenger RNA. It is a transcript of the gene put, whose product is annotated as punt. The transcript has 7 exons. Gene Ontology annotation, biological process: protein phosphorylation; activin receptor signaling pathway; cellular response to growth factor stimulus. The record is from RefSeq and is a predicted model, not a curated record. Lineage: Eukaryota; Metazoa; Arthropoda; Insecta; Diptera; Culicidae. Gene Ontology annotation, cellular component: plasma membrane; activin receptor complex. Bases 865 to 2409 code for a protein of 514 amino acids. Gene Ontology annotation, molecular function: activin binding; ATP binding; activin receptor activity.